Sitodiplosis mosellana (orange wheat blossom midge) is the source of this 708-nucleotide messenger RNA. RefSeq lists its product as uncharacterized. The record is from RefSeq and is a predicted model, not a curated record. The transcript has 2 exons. Gene Ontology annotation, molecular function: nucleic acid binding; zinc ion binding. Lineage: Eukaryota; Metazoa; Arthropoda; Insecta; Diptera; Cecidomyiidae. Bases 1 to 708 code for a protein of 235 amino acids.
AUGCGAGAUAACAACGGACCGAGGGUGGAAAAGCUGCGUGGGAGAGAAAAUUUUGAUAUUUGGAAGGUGGGAGCAAAAUCAUAUUUAACGAUCAAGGGGUUAUGGAGCGUAAUUGAAAAAGAGACCCCAGCAACUGAGAGUCCAGAGACAAAUGCAAAAACCAUUGGUGAACUCACACUGAUGAUAGAAGCAUCACUGUAUAGCUACUUGGAAGAAAGCCCGGAUGCAUAUAUUGUAUGGAAGGGAUUGGUCAAAGCAUUCGAGGAUAGUGGAGUUGCUCGUAAGAAAUCGAAAGCUGCAGGAUUCCGCAUCGAUGAAGACGUUGUGGCAUCUCUACUUUUGGGUGGGCUCCCAGAUGAAUUUCGUCCAAUGAUCUUAGGGAUAGAGAACAGCGGCCAAGAGUUAACAAUCGACUAUGUGAAGCAAAUACUCUUACAGGGUAUUCCAGACCCCUUAGAUACAAAUGAAAAGAAAGAUGCAGCUAUGUACACAUUCAGCGAAAUUGAGAACAGAAGAAAGGGAUAUAAGGGAAAGAGAAGCUGCUUUAAAUGUGGUGACAUCCUACAUCUACGUAUAGACUGUCCAAAAGCAGACUUGAAGUGUAGUAAGUGCGGGGAUUUCAAUCACCUGGUUGAAAACUGUAUCACAAGAAAAGUAGUUACGAUGAAGAAUGCGUCAAACAAUGGUGAAGAACCUCUAGAGUUUUGA